Coregonus clupeaformis (lake whitefish) is the source of this 606-nucleotide messenger RNA. Its product is annotated as transcobalamin-1-like. Bases 14 to 436 code for a protein of 140 amino acids. The transcript is spliced from 4 exons. Gene Ontology annotation, biological process: cobalamin transport. The record is from RefSeq and is a predicted model, not a curated record. Gene Ontology annotation, molecular function: cobalamin binding. Lineage: Eukaryota; Metazoa; Chordata; Actinopteri; Salmoniformes; Salmonidae.
UCCAACUGAAUACAUGAUGAGUAUGAUGACCAUAGCAUCUUUUCUCUCCGCAGCUUUGCUGUUGCUGGUUCCUGGGAUCCUGACUGAAAAGGCUUAUGGACCAAACCUCAUCGAGUUGACAAUAGUCAACAGCCUCUCCAAUGCACCCAAUGAGACCUACAGUGCUGACAUGGUGUUCAGAGGGAUCCUACUCGGUGCCAUGAGGAGACUGCAGGAGACCAAUUCAGACUUCAAGUUCACCUACAGAGAGGACCCAAACUAUGGUCCUUUCCUGGAGAGUGUGAAUGGUGUAGCUGGGGUCAAUGCUGAGCACACUUACUGGGAGCUCCUUGUUCAGACUGGGAAGAAUGGACCCGUGAUCAGACCUGAUGUGGGUAUUGGCUGUUACAUCCCAGAACCAAAUGACCGCAUCAUCCUGAAAUUUACAAAAUGGUGAACAUUGCAUGAUUUGAAAAAGUGCUGUUGUGCAAUUUAUUACAUGGAAAAAAGGAAGGAAUUCAGUCAUUUGGAAUGUCCAAUGUUAAGACCUUGUUUAGAAUUUAAAUAAAAAGAUUUUCACCCUGACAUGAUACUGUUGUUGAUUUAAAAGAACAUUUAGAACAAAAU